AUCGCCGCCAUGAUACUCCUGCGAAACCAAAUUUAUUUCAAGCAUAAUUUGAAAUAAUUUUUUAAUAAUUACACUCUGCUCCUGGUCAAUAUGAACGGGCUACGAACUGCAGCGGCCAGGACGCCCACAAGUAGACAGGUUUCUCUGUCUUCAAUUACGAGACCUUCAUCCAACAUUUCCACUCUUCCUAGCCGGAUAGUUCAGCAAAAUCGAAAUUUACAAUUUUCUACAGUGGGCUCUUCCAGAACUGCGACUCUUACAUAUCCCGCGCCUUUGCGAUCGCGAUUUUUACCAGAGGAAAUUCGGUCUGCAGUAUAUCCUGUAUCCUCGCGGCAUUUCCAUAAAAGCUCAAGAUUAGGCAAGGAAGAGAAGGCAAAGCCAGCAGAUCCGGCCGCGAAGGAGGAGGGUGCAGAGGAAGAGGCUAACAAGAAGAAGUCUACUAAGGACUCAGAGUCUACUUCUGGGGACGAAAAGACCAAGGAAGAGGGUGAAGGUAGCGAAGGCAGCGAAGGCAAGAAGGAGGGUUCAAAAGAGGCCCCUCCUCCCCCACCACCCCACGGAGACAAAACUCCAUGGCAAGUCUUCACUGAAACCUUGCAGAGUGAAUUUAAGGCAUCCAAAGAAUGGAAUGAAUCUACAAAACAAUUGGCAGAGGGCGCACAUCAAUUUACAGAGAACGAAAAUGUCAAGCGUGCUAGACAAGCUUUCGAAACUACUACUGGAGCUGUAUCUUCGACAACUGGCAAAGUUUUAAAGACCACUGCAGGUGCGGUAGGUAAGGGAGCUGCUUGGACUUGGGAAACUCCUGUCGUCAAGGGAGUGAGAACUACCGUCAAUGCUACAGCCAAUGUACUUGACAAGGCAACACAACCAAUUCGACAGACAGAGGCAUAUAAGAAUGUCAAGAACGUGAUUGAUGACGGAAGUAGUUCGAGGUAUGGAGGAUGGGUGGAGAAGGAAGAGAGACGGAAAGCAAGAGAAUUGCGGGAAUUAGAAGAAGGAACCACUGGCAAAAGCAAGGAGGUUCCUGUAGAAGACCCAAAGUAAGUGGUACAUCAUCCAUGAAAAUCCGCAAUUAACAAGUACAGCGCCGGCACAAACGUUACCGUACACAAAGACUCCGCGUACAAGGAGGCCUGGAGAGAUUUCCGUGACUCAAAUCGACUCAUGCAAUCUUUAUUCUCCAUGAAAACCGUCUACAACGAAUCUGAAAACCCCUUGAUCUCCACCGCCCGCAGCAUAUCCGAUCGAGUCGCCGGAUUCUUCGCCGAAAAUGAAACUGCCCAAGUAAUCAAGAAAUUUCGUGAAAUGGAUCCCUCCUUCCAAAUGGAACCUUUCCUUCGCGAAAUGCGCGAAUAUAUCCUCCCCGAAGUCCUAGACGCCUACGUGAAAGGCGAUACUGAAACCCUCAAACUCUGGCUCUCAGCAGCUCAAUUCUCCGUCUACGAUGCACUUUCAAAGCAAUACACAACCGCUGGUCUCAAAUCCGAUGGUCGCAUCCUCGAUAUCAGACAUGUUGAAGUCCUAUCCGCAAGGAUGUUAGAUAAUGAUAUCCCAGUCUUCAUUAUUACAUGCAGAACACAGGAAGUCCACGUAUAUAGAAACGCAAAGACGAACCAACUAGCCGCCGGCAUGGAAGAUAAGGUUCAAUUGGUCACCUAUGCGAUUGGUGUUACGAGAGUAGCAGAAGAUGUUAAUAAUCCGGAGACGAGAGGUUGGAGACUCAUCGAGUUGCAGAAGAGCGGAAGAGAUUAUAUAUGAGAAUCUUCUCAUUCCUCCACUUUUCAUUUCGACUCCAGGCUCAUAGAAGUCUAUAUCCUCUCUUAUCUAUUUCAUCACCAUAUUGUAGCAUAGCCUCCCUCGUCCUCAUCUUCCUAAAGCAAGCCAUCCCUUCACAUCUUAUGGGUCAACAACGUACCCACAUCACACACACACACACACACAUAUUCAUCCAUACAUCACCAUCCUCUUGUACAUCAUAUUAACAUCAAAUCAAAUCACAUGAUACCAAACUCAUAUCCAAACCCAAGUCCAACCCAACCCAAAAACCCAGACGAAUCAAGAGUUCCAAGAAGCAAAAGAACUCACCUCACCACAAAACACCGGUGAACUAACAAGUGUAUUCGCUUGUAACAUUGUACUAACGAAAUCAAAAUCAAAAUCAAAAAAUUUCAUCCAUUUUGCUUCGUCUGAAUAAUUCGGAUGAUUAUAGCAUAGCUACUUUACGCCACUCUUACGACUUUCAUAUAUUUAGAAUUGAAUGAAUUGAAUUGAAUUGCGGGAAAAGGAGAAGGAGAAGUAGGAAGAGGAAGAGAGAUAUGAAACGACAUGAUACGAAAGGGACGGGAAAAAGAGUAGACGAUAGGAAGGCAGGAAUCAAAAAAAUUUCACAGCCUCCAUGUGUGAAAGGAAAGGAGGGGAAAGGAAAAGAAAUAUGUUCAUUUAUUGUACGUAUGUAUGUAUCUAUCUUAUGUACAAUUAACGAGUGAUCGAAUAGAAGAACAAUGUAUAUUGAAAUGAAAUGAA
This is a messenger RNA of Sclerotinia trifoliorum, 2526 nucleotides long. The record is from the annotation of a GenBank genome assembly. NCBI's taxonomy places the organism in Eukaryota, Fungi, Ascomycota, Leotiomycetes, Helotiales, Sclerotiniaceae.